Solanum dulcamara is the source of this 1068-nucleotide messenger RNA. RefSeq names its product phosphoprotein ECPP44. Gene Ontology annotation, cellular component: membrane. Gene Ontology annotation, biological process: response to water. The transcript has 2 exons. The coding region runs from base 167 to 817 and encodes 216 amino acids. Lineage: Eukaryota; Viridiplantae; Streptophyta; Magnoliopsida; Solanales; Solanaceae. The record is from RefSeq and is a predicted model, not a curated record.
UAAUAAUCUUAAUCAGCGUAACGUCCGCGUUUGUAAUUGCUAUAAAAAGAGCACCAAGUCUAGUCUAUCCACCAAAUCAAAUUAAAAUCUCAUUUCAAUAUCCAAACAUCACUUUACCUCAAAGCGUUCAACAAUUAUCUCUUUGUUUUUUGAUUGAAAAAAAAGAAUGGCUGAUCAGUACGAACACAACAAGCCAUCAGUUGAAGAGCCUGUUGGUGCCAAUGUGGAGUCUACAGAUCGUGGUUUGUUUGAUUUUAUUGGAAAAAAGAAAGAGGAAAAGCCAACUCAUGCUCAUGAAGAACAAGCAAUUUCAUCUGAGUUUGGUGAGAAAGUUAAAGUAAGUGAAGAGGAACACAAGGAGAAGGAAAAGAAAGAAGAGAAGAAACUACAUCGAUCAAGUAGCAGCUCUAGCAGCUCGAGUGAUGAGGAGGAAGUAAUAGGAGAGGAUGGACAGAAGAUCAAGAAGAAGAAAACGAAGGGCUUGAAAGAGAAGAUCAAGGAAAAAAUACCUGGUGGUCACAAGGAAGCAGAGAAAACAGAGGACACGUCAGUUCCAGUGGAGAAAUACGAGGAAACAGAAGAGAAAAAAGGAUUUCUAGACAAAAUUAAAGAGAAGAUGCCAGGUGGAGGACAGAAGAAGACAGAGGAAGUGGCGGCGGUGCCGCCACCACCACCACCGGUUGUGGCGGAGCAUGAGAUUGAGGGUAAGGAGAAGAAGGGAUUUUUGGAAAAGAUUAAGGAGAAAUUACCAGGAUACCACUCAAAGACUGAAGAGGAAAAGGAGAAGGAAAAAGAAAAAGAAGCAGCAUCUUACUAAAUUAAAGUUGAAAGAAUGCAAAUUAAAUAAAUGUUUAUUUUGUUACUUUCUUUUACUUUUGGGAUGUUAUGAUUGUUUUGCCAUGAUGUCUUUGGUUUUAAGUGUUUUCAUUUCCUUUACAUUGUUUUUUGGAUUUUGAAGGAUAAGUAAUGUAUUUGAUAUUUCUGACACAUAUAGUUUUAUAUGUGCCUGCUUAUAUAUGAAGUUUGUUGAUAUGGAUUUGUAAAAUGCAGUUGAUUUUGUCUUUUUGA